AUGUCAAUUCUUAUUGACAAAAUAUUUCAAUGUGUUCAGUCAACUUGUUUACCAUUUUAUAAUCAGACAACAUCAAACAUCUUUCGUUGUCAAACGAAUUGCUUGAAUCGAGAUGAAUGUACGGCAGCGACUUUUUAUCAAUCGAAUUUACUAUGCCAAUUAUUUAACAGUCCCACCAAUCAAAAUACGAACAUGUCAUAUCAAAUGAAUGUUGUGACAAUGAUUGCGAUUUCUGGAACACGAUAUCCACCUAUUAUAACAUCAACAUCAACAACAGCCACAACAACAACAACAACAUCAACAAAAACAACAACAUCAACAACAAGUACCACUACGACAACAUCAACAAAAACAACAACAUCAACAACAAGUACCACUACGACGACGACUACUCCACCACCAUGUGGCCCUGGUGUGUGUUGUAAUGCAACUUGCCCUGCGUGUACUUAUGGUGGUGCCACCUAUUUUUGUCGAGCAUAUAGCAGUAGUACUAGUGGCUAUAAUAUCUAUACAAGUUUAGCUUCCUGUAAUGCUAAUGGCGCCACCUCUUAUUACUGUAAUUAUAGUGGCAGUUGUGGGUCUGUAGGUGGCUCUCCUGGCUUUGGUUCUGGCUCUGGAUGUUAA
Adineta ricciae is the source of this 624-nucleotide messenger RNA. NCBI's taxonomy places the organism in Eukaryota, Metazoa, Rotifera, Eurotatoria, Adinetida, Adinetidae. The record is from the annotation of a GenBank genome assembly.